Populus euphratica (Euphrates poplar) is the source of this 2133-nucleotide messenger RNA. Its product is annotated as Core-2/I-branching beta-1,6-N-acetylglucosaminyltransferase family protein. Bases 503 to 1681 code for a protein of 392 amino acids. The transcript has 2 exons. NCBI's taxonomy places the organism in Eukaryota, Viridiplantae, Streptophyta, Magnoliopsida, Malpighiales, Salicaceae. The record is from RefSeq and is a predicted model, not a curated record. Gene Ontology annotation, cellular component: membrane. Gene Ontology annotation, molecular function: glycosyltransferase activity.
CAUCUCUCUUUCCUCGUUCCUUUUCUCUUCUGUCUCCACCAAUACAAUUACAACAAACACUCAGAUUCUCCCGGUCUUUCUCCCUUCAAACGACAAAUCGUUUUCAACAUCAGCACUUUACUUUCCACAGUAACACUUACCUAUAAAUCUCCCUCAGAUAAUUUCCUUUUGCAGUGAUUUCGAUUCUUUUGUUUUUCUUUGACUUUCACAUCUGGGUUUGAUCUCGAAGACCUGAUUUUUCUUCUGUUUUUAUUGUUUGAUCUUCCUGCACUUGUUUCUAAUUUCAGAACCCAUCUCUUGAAUUUCUUGAUUUCUUUGAUUUUUGGGGUUUAAUCAGUGUUUUAGUUGGUGGGUUUUCCAUGUUCUCAUUGACCAUCGCCGAAAGUUAUAGUCUCGGGAUCGUUUGUUGACGGUUUUUGCAGUGGAAGAGUUCAACUCUGAUCGAGGAAGAAAAUUAGUUGGCCUUUUGGUUUCUUUGAAUGAAAAGUGAGAAACUUUAUAGAUGGCAAGGAAUAGAUGGGAUAGAGAAGAUGCACCAGAAAAGCACAUCGGUUUGCUUCAACUGGUUCAAAUGUUGUCAUUGCUGGUUAUUUUUGUUGCUGGUAUAAUCAUAGGCAUAGCUACAAGUCCUCACAUCAACCAAUACUUUGAUUCGCUAGCGCAGUUAACUUUCACGAACAACGUUGCUUUUCCUAAGAUAUCUGAUGAUAAUUGUACGAUUUUGAGGACUUGUGAGAAGGUUGAUUGUUUGAGUAUGGAGGUGUUUGUUCAUCCAGACAAUUUGACUCAUAGCAUGACUGAUGACGAGGUCCUUUGGAGGGCUUCUAUGUUGCCAUAUAAGAAAGGGUAUCCCUUUUAUAGAGUGCCUAAAGUUGCUUUCAUGUUUUUGACUAGAGGGCCUUUGCCUCUGUUGCCUUUGUGGGAGAGGUUCUUUAGGGGUCAUGCCGGGUAUUUCUCCAUUUAUGUCCAUACUCCUGAAGAUUUUGAGCUCAAUGUUUCCACUGAUUCUCCAUUCUAUGGAAGAAAGAUACCAAGUAAGGAUGUUGAAUGGGGAUCAAUAUCAAUGGUUGAUGCUGAGAAGCGCCUUCUAGCCAAUGCCCUGUUGGAUUUCUCAAAUGAACGUUUUGUUCUCCUGUCUGAGAGCUGCAUCCCAAUCUACAAAUUCUCUAUUGUCUACAAGUAUCUCAUUCGUUCUAAACACAGCUUUGUUGAGUCAUAUGAUGCACCUACCCGCUAUGCACGUGGUCGUUACAACCAGAAAAUGCUUCCUGAUAUUCAUCUGUAUCAAUGGAGGAAAGGGUCACAAUGGUUUGAGAUCCAACGCGAACUGGCUGUUUAUUUAGUUUCAGACACCAAGUACCACACCAUCUUCAAGAAAUAUUGUAGGCCUGCAUGCUAUCCUGACGAGCAUUACAUUCCUACAUACUUGAACAUGUUCCAUGGGUCACUUAAUGCGAAUCGGACUGUGACAUGGGUUGAUUGGUCAAUCGUUGCACCACACCCACCAACAUAUGAUGGUAUUGAUAUUACAGAAGGCUUUAUACAGUCCAUUCGGAACAAAGGGAAUCAUUGUUCCUAUAAUUCAGAGAUGACAUCUGUUUGUUACCUCUUUGCUCGGAAAUUCGCUCCAAGUGCGUUGGUUCCUUUGCUUAACCUAACCUCGACGGUAAUGGGAUUUUAAUUUUCCUUUUCAUAUCUCGGAAGAGUUAAGAUAUCAUUUCUAUAGCUGUUUGGGAAAGUUGUGGUUGUGGCUUUUAAAAAGCUACAAAUUGUAGCUUCUGCAAAUAAAGCAAGAAAGAAGCUGUGAUAUACACACCUAAAAGCCACAGCUAAAAGCUACAACCACAAUCAAAUUAUUGAUUCCCAAACGCGCACAAGUUCAUUGGUGGGGCUGCUCUCACAGCUCUCCAAAAAGUUUUGGUUUGGGGACAUUGUACAGUUAGUUUUCAUAGAGCAUUGAGGUUUUUGACCAUUGAGGAAAUUACAAUUUGUUCCACACAUUUUUGUGACAGUACUAGGCUGCUUUUCAAAGAAAAGCAGCCACAACACAGAAUUUAAUAAUUUUUUCUGCAUUUAUUCCAAUAAUGAUGCGAAAGGCACACUUGAAUGUUGAUUGAUCUCUUAUUGCUUGGA